AUGAAUCGAAAUGAAAUGGCAAAUCAUCAGAAUGGUUACUGUAAAGAACUGCAAACUUUGUUAAAAAAACUUUUAAUAUUGAUAAUAUUCCUAAAAUUUCGUUUGGAUAUGAUUUUAAUGACAUCAUUAUCAAAUUUUUUUUUUCAGUUUCCGAAUUAUAAGUUAAAAAACUUAAUGUAUGGACAUAAAAUGGCGGUUUCGUCAGUGAAAUUCAGCACUGAUGGUAGAUUUUUGGGGAGCGCUAGUGCUGACAAGACAAUAAACAUAUGGAAUACAGAUAGUGGUUAUUUGGAGAGAACAAUAUCAGGUCAUGAACUCGGUUUAAAUGAUUUAUGUUGGUCAGCCGAUAGUCGUUUGAUUGCUUCAUCAUCUGAUGAUACAACUUUGAAAGUUUGGGAUUCCUCUAGUGGUAAAUGUACUGAUACAUUGGAAGGGCAUAAAAGUUACGUUUUUUGCUGUAAUUUUAAUCCACAGUCUACUCAUAUCGUCUCUGGUUCAUUUGAUAAAAAUGUUGGCGUAUGGGACGUGGCUACAGGAACACUUAUUAAAAUGCUUGUUGGUCAUCAUGAUCCUGUCACAGCCGUAUCGUAUAACAGGGAUGGAACAUUAAUUUGUACAAGCAGUUAUGAUGGGAAAGUUUGUAUAUGGGAGUCAUCCAAUGGUCAUUGUGUGAAAACAUUAGUUGACGAUGAUAACGUGGCUGUUUCUUUCGUUCGAUUUUCUCCAAAUGGUAAAUAUAUAUUGACUGCCACUUUCGACAGUACUUUGAAAUUAUGGGAUUAUAACAAAAGCAAAUGUCUUAAAACAUAUACUGGGCAUAAGAAUGUUGAAUCAUGUAUUUUCGCUAAUUUUUCGGUCACUGGUGGAAAGGUACGUAUUUUACUAAUUGGCUAUCAUCAAGUGUGGAUAGUUAGUGGCUCUGAAGAUGAUUCGAUAUAUAUUUGGAACCUACAAUCCAAAGAAGUUGUACAGACAUUAACAGGAAAUAAUGAUAAAGUAUUGUGCGUCGAUUGCCAUCCUACAAAAAAUAUAAUCGCUUCGGGCGGAUUUGAAAAGGAUCGUUUAGUUCGCUUAUGGAUAUCCGAUUAUUAA
Molecule: messenger RNA, 1092 nt
Organism: Dracunculus medinensis (Guinea worm)
Lineage: Eukaryota; Metazoa; Nematoda; Chromadorea; Rhabditida; Dracunculidae
Source: the annotation of a GenBank genome assembly